CUUGAAGGGGAAUGUCACUGGUGCUAUAACUUCUUAUAAACCUAUAUAAUAAGAUACACAGGAUCAUGAUGCCUUUAUAUCACAUUUAUACUUGAUUAAGACAACGAGUGGACCGCAACUGCUGGACAGACGUGCUCCUCUGACCAUUGUUUUCACUUCAUGCACCUUUAUCUCUCAGCUUGACUGAGGACAGAAGAUAAUGAGUAUCGAUGCUGACCUCGCUGUUUAUCCAGGUCAGUUGUUCAAGUGCUGUUUAAAUUGAGGGGCACAUAACAAGGCUGGACCUGCGAGCUCAGUGUGGAAAAGGUGUGGUCAUGGCUGUUGAUUACAUGGAAGAAUGGGCUGAACAUGAGACAGAGAGAGAAACAGGGAGUGGAGAGACGGACAGAAUCAGAGCUCUGAAGGUAUUUGUGGGAAGGAAAUCUACCAGGAGAACUUAACUUAAAAUUACCUCUCCGAGCUGUAAAACCAGUUUCAGUAAUGAUUAAUAAUCAGGCACAUGGUGGAACCUAUAAUGCAGGGUUUCAUCACGAGGAAGAAAGACCCCCUGCGUACGCCCCGCAACAGGGGCUAUACCCUUCCCUCCCGCGUGAAACCCCCAGCUAUGUUGCAUGCACUCCUCAAACCAUCAACACCCACCACACUGUGACGCCUGGAACGCCGCAUAACAUAGGACAAAAGAGAGGAUCACCGAAAUGCCACUGGAAAUACAUCCUGUGUGCGUCUCUAUGUGCCGUUCUGGUCCUGGCGGUAGUCGGCCUCUUGCUCUGGUACUUCCUAUACUACCAGUGUUUACUGGGGAAGUCGUGUGGUGGUGGUGGGACGUGUCUGAGCGCCUCUCAAUGGUGUGAUGGAGUCCAGGACUGUUCACAUGGAGAGGAUGAAGCUCAGUGCUUUCGCCUCCAUGGGACCAACUUCAUGCUGGAGGGUUACUCAUCACACAGCCAGACGUGGAUGCCCGUGUGCUCCGACAACUGGGACAACAACUAUGGGCGUGCUGUGUGUGAGGACAUGGGCUACAAUAGGCUGGAUUAUGUGCAAUACACUCUAACUAAUGCAGGUUCUUUAGCUGCAAAGGGAUACAUGAAGCUGAAGUCUGGAAGUUACUAUGGAUCACAUUUACAAUCCCAGCUAACUCCCAGCCAAAGCUGCUCAGGAAACGCUGUUGGCCUUCGUUGUAUUGCCUGUGGACAGAGUUCAGCAGCCCCCACUACUCGUAUCGUAGGUGGUACACAGGCGGUAGAUGGAGCCUGGCCGUGGCAGGUCAGCCUCCAGAUUCAUCAUAGACACAUCUGUGGAGGUUCCAUUAUCAGCCCUUACUGGAUUGUAUCUGCUGCACACUGCUUUCAACAGAACUCCUAUCCCAGAAUAUGGACAGUACAAUCCGGCAGUGUGAACUUGCAUACAAUGAGCAAUGGCAAAUCUGUUAGUAGAAUCAUCAGUCAUGAAAAAUUUGACUCGAAGACCAAUAACAAUGACAUCGCUCUUCUAAAGCUCAAAGAACCUCUGACAUUUACAAGAACAGUGAGUCCAGUGUGUCUCCCCAACUUUGGCGUACAGCUGUCUGCAGGAAAGCAAGCUUGGAUUACAGGAUGGGGAGCCUUGCAUUCAUCUGGACCAAGCCCCGACCUACUAAAUCAGGCUGAGGUGACCAUCUACAGCAGGGAGACAUGUAACAGACCUGAGAUAUUAAAUGGAGAUAUCACUGAGACCAUGAUCUGUGCUGGCAAACUGCAGGGAGGAGUAGACUCAUGUCAGGGUGACAGUGGAGGACCCCUGGUAGUCAAGGAGGGAAAUGUAUGGUGGCUGGCAGGGGACACAAGCUGGGGGAUUGGAUGCGCUUUGAGGAAUAAGCCAGGAGUCUACGGCAACGUCUCCUACUUCAUUGACUGGAUAUAUGAGCAAAUGCAGGAAUAUUGACGGAGCUGUGGGUGAACAUGAAGACAAUCCUCUUCCAUUAAUCAGUGUUCCUCACUAUCACACACUUUGCACUGUGAAGUUGCGAGGGAACUUAUUAAUCAGAAAGAUUUUCCAAAACAAACAAACACAGAUUUUACUAAUAAAACCAAAUGUGUCACUUCCUUAUUUUUAUAUGUUUAUUACUACAUAUUGAAUGUUUGUAUUUGAACAAAUUUAUUCUAUUUAUUUACUAAAAGACAAUAAAACAUUUUUUUCA
Messenger RNA from Scomber japonicus (chub mackerel), 2176 nucleotides. RefSeq names its product transmembrane serine protease 2 (gene tmprss2). Gene Ontology annotation, cellular component: membrane. The coding region runs from base 481 to 1920 and encodes 479 amino acids. The record is from RefSeq and is a predicted model, not a curated record. Gene Ontology annotation, biological process: proteolysis. Lineage: Eukaryota; Metazoa; Chordata; Actinopteri; Scombriformes; Scombridae. Gene Ontology annotation, molecular function: protein binding; serine-type endopeptidase activity. The transcript is spliced from 14 exons.